UACUGGCUCGUGUUGCAUUCCGGAAUGUUUCCGUGGCGCUUAUGGAAAACUGUAUAAUAAAGAGAAAAAAAAUAAUACAAUCCGGUGUGAAUAAAACAUAAUUCGAUGAGGCUCCGAAGCCUGGAGUCCAGUUUCAACCAGGGAGGUGCAGAAGGUACUCUUAGUAAAGAUGUGUAGGUAGUGCUCUAGGACAUCCAGGGGACGCCAUGUCGGAAGAGGCGAUCUCAGAGAGCGACCUGGAGCAUAGCCUGAAUAGUGAAGAGGAGGAAGAAGAGCAGAUGGGAGAGGAAGGUGACGGAGAGAACGACGCAGCUGACGGCGACGAUGAAGAAGAAGAAGAGGAGGACGAAGAAGCAGAGCACAGUGCAGAGGCCAUGGAGACCGAGGAGGGGGCAUGCCUCUCAAGCCCCACCCAUUCGUCACGUUCAGGGAGCUCCGACCUAUCCUCCAGACCUCAAUCACGGUCCUCAUCAAAGUCCACCUCGCGUCCUUCGAGUCCAUCUGGGUCACAUGGGGCCUCUGUGGCCACAGGCUCCGCCCCCAAGAGGAAGUCAAAGAAGAAAAGCUCCAAACCUGCUAAACCUGCUCACCUGAGGAGAAACAUCAGGAAGCUGCUGGAGGAGCAUCAACUGGAACCAGGAACAAAAGCAGCACAGCAGGAGGAGCUGGAGAGGAGAAAACGCCUGGAGCAGCAGAGGAAGGACUAUCAGUUACCCACUGUGGAACUGCCCUCCUUGGCAACUGUUAUUAAGGGUGAGGUGAUUUGCCUGGACAGCAGCGGAGAUGAGGGAGAUUCCAGAGGUUCUGUACCUCCUCCUAAACCUGCACCCAGAGACGACGUGAUCGAGCUGAGUUCGGGUGACGAGGACACUUUCCAGAUCAGUGAGGAGGAUGACGAGCGCUCAACUUCACCCGGGACAGAGGAGAGCAGCGGCUCGCACAUCAACGAUGCCCUGAACCAGCCGGACGCUCAGGGCAGCGUGCUGGUCAACAUUAACCACCCUGCCGAGGAGCCCGACCUGUUCCUCCCCCCGCAGCUCGCUCGUGUCGUCAAACCUCACCAGAUCGGUGGGAUCCGAUUUCUCUACGAUAACCUGGUGGAGUCUCUGGAGCGCUUUAACACCAGCAGUGGGUUCGGCUGCAUCCUAGCACACAGUAUGGGAUUGGGGAAAACUCUGCAGGUCAUCUCCUUUAUCGACAUCCUGCUCCGACACACAGGAGCCUCGACCGUCCUCGCCAUCGUGCCUGUGAACACUCUGCAGAACUGGUUAGCCGAGUUUAACCUGUGGUUGCCUUCAGCUGAGGCCCUUCCUCCAGACAGCGAUCCGGCACAGGUUUCCCCCAGAACCUUCAGAGUGCACCUCCUGAAUGACGAGCACAAGACGACGGUGACCCGUGCGAAGGUGAUAGAGGAGUGGACGCGUGAUGGCGGCGUGCUGCUGAUGGGGUAUGAAAUGUAUCGCCUCCUCUCUCUGAAGAAGAGCUUCGUCACCGGCCGCAAGAGGAAGUCUAAAAAACCAGUCGGGCCGAUCAUCAUCGACCUGGACGAGGAGGACCGGCAGCAGGAGCUCAUGAAAGACAUCGAGAAGGCGCUCUCUCAGCCCGGGCCGGACGUGGUGAUCUGCGACGAGGGUCACCGAAUAAAGAAUUGUCACGCCAGCACGUCGCAGGCUCUGAAGAACAUCAGGUCUCGGCGGCGUGUGGUGCUGACCGGCUACCCGCUGCAGAACAACCUGAUGGAGUACUGGUGCAUGGUGGACUUCGUGCGGCCCGACUUCCUGGGCACGCGGCAGGAGUUCAGCAACAUGUUCGAGCGACCCAUCCUGAACGGCCAGUGUAUCGACAGCACGCCGCAGGACGUCAGGCUCAUGAGGUACCGCAGCCACGUCCUGCACAGCCUGCUCGAGGGCUUCGUCCAGAGACGCGGUCAUGAUGUGCUCAGCACUCAGCUGCCCAUUAAACAGGAGCACGUGAUCCUGGUGCGUCUCUCUCCUCUCCAGAGGGCGCUUUAUAAAGAGUUUAUGAACCGUUUCCGUGAGGCGGGGAACAGCGGCUGGCUCGGUCUCAAUCCGCUCAAAGCCUUCUGUGUGUGCUGCAAGAUCUGGAAUCAUCCUGACGUUCUGUAUGAAGCUCUGCAGAAGGAGAACCAGGCUAACGAGCAGGACCUGGACCUUGAAGACCUGAACGCCUCCGCGACAUCCCGAUGCACCGCCCCGGGGUUAAAGGGCAAGACCUCUGACUGCUCUGGCACUAAGGGGACACUCGCACCUCUGCAGGAACGAGCCAAUCAGGUCAUCACCUACGAAUGGGCGAAGGACAUAAUGAGCGGAUACCACACCGGCGUCCUGGAGAACUCCGCUAAGAUGGUGUUGCUCUUCCAUCUGAUCGAAGAGAGCGUCAGCAAAGGGGACAAAAUCCUCGUCUUCAGUCAGAGUUUGUCCACAUUGUCGGUGAUUGAGUCCUUCCUGGCUGUUAGAACGAUGCCCAUCAAAAUGGACAACCAGAAGCAGAACUGGCUCCGUGGCAUCAACUAUUACAGGUUGGAUGGCAGCACGUCUGCUUCAGAGAGAGAGAGACUCAUCAACCAGUUUAACGACCCAGCAAACACCACGACCUGGGUCUUCCUCCUGUCCACCAGGGCGGGGUGUUUGGGCGUGAACCUGAUCGGGGCGAAUCGGGUCGUGGUGCUCGACGCUUCGUGGAACCCGUGCCAUGAUGCACAGGCGGUUUGUCGAGUAUAUCGUUAUGGCCAGCACAAACCCUGUUACAUCUACAGACUGGUGUGUGACUUCACCCUGGAGAAGAAGAUCUACGAUCGUCAGGUGUCCAAGCAGGGCAUGUCAGACCGUGUGGUAGAUGACCUGAACCCCGUCCUCACCUUCACCCGUAAGGAGGUGGAGUCUCUGCUGCACUACGUGGAGGAGGAGCCUGAUCCUAGCCAAUCACUGCUGCCUAAAGAUGACAUGGAGUCAGUAAUUAAACAGGCCUGUCUGUGUUAUCCUCACCUCAUCACCAAGCCCCCUUUCCAGCACGAGUCUUUGCUGAUGGACCGCAAGGACCUGAAACUCACCAAAGCAGAGAAGAAAGCCGCUAAGAAGAGUUAUGAGGAUGAGAAGAGGGCAUCUGUACCCUACCAGCGCCCGUCCUACGCCCACUAUUACCCUGCCAACGAGCAGAGCCUCUCUAACAUCAGGAACUGGAGGCCGACGCCGCGGAUGGACGAGAAGCCCAUCGCCAGCGUGAGACCCGUCCAGUCCACGCCCAUUCCCAUGAUGCCUCGCCAGGCUGUUGUGGGUGGCCACGCCUCCGGCCCUGCCUUCCCUGUAAACUACCUGCAGAAGGCCGGUGUCCUCGUUCAGCGUGUCAUUACUACCACUGAUAUCGUGAUUCCCGGCACUAACAGCUCGACAGACGUGCAGGCGAGGAUCAGUGCUGGAGAGAGCAUCCACGUCAUCAAAGGUUCUAAAGGUACAUACAUCAGGACUAAUGAUGGACGGAUCUUUGCCAUUCGUUCUGGAAAACCCAGAGCCAGUGAUGGAGCUUCUGCAGCAACUAGAGAAGUGGGCGGUUCUCUCCUGCGCUCGGUCAGUAACGGCCGCGUGUCUCCUCCGGAGCUGAAGCGCUUUUCUCCGGAUGGCAUGCGCCACGUGUCUCCGUCCUCCAGCCCUAACCUGCUGCACCAGAUCCAUCAUUACACACCCGGCCCUACCAACGAACUCGCGCUCCCCGACCUCACGCCCCGCCCCACCCAGCACGGCCUCUCCUCCGAGCCUCAGCGUAGUGACGUCAUCGGAUCUGGCUCCGCCCUCGACAUCCAGAGUCUGAAGAGGAAACUCCUUUCAGACUCUCGAGGUUCCAAAAGGUCCACCAGCACAACAGCCGCUGCUAAUUUCCCAGCGUUUCCCGUGAGCGGCGGCUACAACAUGGGGUCCAUGGGAUUUCCCCCGGCCCUUCUGGGGGCUUUGGGUCACAUGACACCACCUCUGGUUGGCGGCACAAAUCGAGGUCAAUUUCGGAACGAUUUGCAAAGCAUGUUACCCACUAAUGCUUUAAGCUCCUCCCACGGUUCCUCUUCAUCCACCGCCAUCGCUUCGUCAUCCUCUGCGCCUCCGUCAUCCUCCUCCUCCUCCGCUAUCCCACCGUUCCUCUUUAAUUCCAGCAUGGCGAACAUGCUGUCUGGGUUUUCCAUGCCCUUCACUUCGCCUCUUCUACAGGACUCUCCAAGAAUGUUCUCCAAUUCUCUGUCCUCGUCCUCAUCCGGCUCCACCCCUGCCGCUCCCUCCUUCUUGUCACCCUCUAGCCUGCUGGGGGCGGCGCUGAGUCGACCCGACACGCGCCACACGCUCGCCGAGAACGGUGGGAGUAGCUCUGACGACGAUGUCAUCGAGGUGAUGGGGCAGUGAGCAGCCGCGUCCAAGGGGUGAAAAUGGGUCGAGCUGAACAUUUGAAAUGACGCUAAAUCGAACAGGCCGGCAUUUCUACCACCACGGGACCAUAACACUGCUCUUCCGCUUAAAAAAGAAAGAAGGAAAGAGAGAGAAAGGUCUUAGUCGUAUCUCUGAGACGUGCUGAAGCGCAUCACGCAAACGACUAGUUUAAUAAACUAGCGACCGUUUAACAAACGACGAACCUUAGAGACAUUUCGCUGUUUGCUAGAUCUCGUAGCAUCGUAUAAACAAAGGGAGAAUAUCGUGAAGUCUCAUUUCUUUUAUUUAUGAUUCUGUUGCGUCUGAUCUGUUUUUUUGUAAACUCGGUGGUUCUGGAAAAGAAAAGCGGCGAUCGCGGUGAAGGAAACCGCGACAGUCACAAGAAGCCAUUUUUAUUUUUCAGUCUGGCCUUUUAGUGAUGACUAAAUAGUUCAUAGUAAACGAUUAGGUAAGUGCCGAUUAUCUGGUGUACGAGACGUCGGGUUAUUUAAAACAAUGGUGUUGUACAAAUUUAAAGAAAAUGCGAAAUUUGAGGCAGCGCGACUCGAGUCGUCCUCGGAUAAGUAGCGAUCGCUCGGACUUGUUUUUUUGUUUUUCUUUUGUCUGUCUUUCUUUAGUGAUGUGCUAGUAAACGGUUUAUCUGUCCGUCGUGACCUGAGCGGUUUAUACGGGCACAAAGCCUGACAGAAGCUCACAGAAUGUAACUUGAUGUUAGCCUUCAGAGCCGUGUGGUGGAGGCAGGGAGCCUCGGGUGGGCUUCGGCGUCUCGGUGGGACUCCCGGGGCGGUCCGUUUCUCCCCCCCAUGACACUCCGCAUACGUCGCUUGUGUUGUUACCUCCUGUGCUUUUUUUUUUUUUUUGUGUCUUUAAAUGUGACCAAAGCCUGAAAAUAUUCCAAAAUUCUCUACAAACCUGUCAACCAACCGAUCGUCGUCCGUUCCCCCAGACUCCGCCCACCGUCUGCUGACGCCACGACGACCGUUCUCACCUUCGGGCUCCUAGUUUUUUUGUGUUCAACAUCUCAAUUAAGGCUGAAAUGAUUUGCUUCUUUUCCACUGAUCUCUGAUUUUACCAGAAUUAUUUAUUUAUGAUUUCCUACUUUAUAUUUUUGUACCUUUAAGACCAUGUGACCCCCUUUUUAUGUUUCUGACUCACAUGUUGUUAGGAUUGUGAUUUGUUUUUGUUUUUUUUUGCGUGUGUGUUUUCUGGUGUGUGUUUAUGACCAGUAUCUGUGACUGAACCAGAUGAGAGCUCACACACACACACACACACACACCGUUCAUCAGCUCUUGUAUUUAGCACACAGACCAGGAGAUUAAAAUGACAUUGUAUUUAUUUAAUGUUGUUUUAACAAAAAAAAUAAAUUCAGCAUUUCUUGUUGUA
Tachysurus fulvidraco (yellow catfish) is the source of this 5810-nucleotide messenger RNA. RefSeq names its product RAD54 like 2 (gene rad54l2). Gene Ontology annotation, molecular function: ATP-dependent chromatin remodeler activity; ATP binding; ATP hydrolysis activity. Bases 207 to 4403 code for a protein of 1398 amino acids. The transcript is spliced from 22 exons. Gene Ontology annotation, cellular component: nucleus. Lineage: Eukaryota; Metazoa; Chordata; Actinopteri; Siluriformes; Bagridae. The record is from RefSeq and is a predicted model, not a curated record.